Microthlaspi erraticum is the source of this 969-nucleotide messenger RNA. Lineage: Eukaryota; Viridiplantae; Streptophyta; Magnoliopsida; Brassicales; Brassicaceae. The record is from the annotation of a GenBank genome assembly.
AUGGCGCACGGCGGAUAUGCUAACCGGAGGGAUGCGGAGCGGAACACGACGGAAAGACCCAGUCGGAGAUCGAAAGGAUUACGUGUUGAGAAGAAACAGAAGAAUUCCUCUCUUAAGAAUCAAAUUCGUUCCAUCGGCCGCGUGAUUCGUAAAGAUCUUCCUCCUGAAGUAAGAGAGGCUCUAGAAAAGAAGUUGGAUGAUCUGAAGAAGCAGCAAGACAUCCAUAUACGUCUUGCUGUUGAACGUAAAAUCUUCCUAAGAAACAGAAAGAUCAGAUUUUUUGAGCGGAGAAAGAUUGAAAGGAGAAUAAGACGUCUCGAGAAGCUACAACGGAAUACAUGUGGUGGUCAUGUGCAUGAUGCAGAGAUGAGUGGACAACUCAGUAAACUCAAAGAAGACCUUGAAUAUGUUAGGUUCUUCCCCAAAAAUGAGAAGUAUGUCUCACUAUUUAGUGGAGGUGAUGAUUUUGAAGUAGCUGAGCAGAGAAGUAAACUGCGGAAGCAAAUCAAAGCCAAUAUAAUUACUGCCGCGGCCAGUGGGAAAGAGAUGGAAGAAACCGGGAGCGAAGAUGAUGGGCUUUUGGAUCUGAGUGAUGAUGACUUCUUUGCGAACGGAAGUUCAAGUGAUGAAGCAGAUGCGGAUGAUGAGUGGACUGAUAAAAGCACAAAGGAGCCGGCUUCUAGUGCUUCUGGCAGAGCAACCUCGGGCAUGUCCAGUGAUGAAAGAAAUCAGCCAUACGCUUCAAGGGUUUUAAUGCCACCACCAGUGUCAAGGUUUGCAUCAACAUCUCGUUAUUCAUCCUUCAAGAGGAAUGAGAUACCUCCCUCCAGCAGCACUUCACAUAGAAGAAGUGAGACUUCACAUGCUCCCACAAGUUCGCAUACCAGCCAAAGUAACUUGAGUUCUAAUUCUGAUGCUCACAAACCCAAGAGGAAGAGACGGCCUAAGAAGAAGAAGCAACAGGCGUGA